Molecule: messenger RNA, 1956 nt
Organism: Linum trigynum
Lineage: Eukaryota; Viridiplantae; Streptophyta; Magnoliopsida; Malpighiales; Linaceae
Source: the annotation of a GenBank genome assembly
AUGUUUAUCACUUCUCUCCCAGCCCUUUCUCCACGAAAGAGGCAGGGCUCUCUACUGUUUCUCCUUAAAGUCCUUGCUCGCCGCAGCAGCAGCAGCUUUCUCUCCGGAAACCCAACUCGCUCAAUCCCCGCGUCAAAAGAUGGUAUACCCAACAGAUUCAGACCAGGACAUAGACCUUCAUUUGGUGCCGGUGACAUUCAUAUUCGGGAAGGCCGACUCGCACAUUUGAUUACGAUCCGUCGCAGUUUUUGCUCCUCCCUCUCUCAGGACGAACAUUUGAAGUCUGGUUCUGGUUCAAUACCUGAUGCGGCUGCACGGGUUUUGGAUCCCUCCUGCUUGGAUGCUGUCGCUCCCAUUAAAGUUAAGGUUGUUCAUAAAAAACCAAUCGACUUCACCAAACUUGACAUCAACUUCCUUCCAGCCGUCAUUCUCGUUGGACGCCCCAAUGUAGGCAAAUCAGCCCUAUUCAAUCGGUUGAUCCGGAGGAGGGAGGCUCUUGUCUACAAUACACCCGAUGACCAUGUUACUCGUGACAUUCGAGAAGGGAUUGCCAAAUUGGGGGAUUUGCGGUUUAAAGUACUGGAUUCAGCUGGCUUGGAAACUGAAGCUACUUCGGGGUCUAUUCUUCAAAGAACAGCCACCAUGACUGCCAAUGUGCUAGCAAGAACUCAUUUUGCAGUGUUCCUGAUUGAUGCCAGAGCUGGCUUGCAUCCGCUGGAUUUGGAGGUUGGCAAGUGGCUGAGGAAAAAUGCGCCAGAAAUAAAACCUGUGGUAGUAUUGAAUAAAGCUGAAUUGCUGUUUGAUGGUACUGAGUCCUUCAGCGAAGCUGCCGAUGAGGCUCGUAUUCUUGGAUUUGGAGAUCCUAUUGCCAUUUCUGCUGAAACGGGAUUCGGCAUGACAGCACUGCAUGAAGCUCUUAGACCUUCUCUUGAGGAUUAUGUGUUGCAAGUCUUGAACAGUGAUUGUGAGGAUAAAGGCCUGCAGCAAUGCAGUGAAAGUAGUCUGGAAGAGGUUGAUGAUUCUAAAUUGCCACUCCAGUUAGCAAUCGUUGGACGUCCCAAUGUUGGAAAGUCAACCUUGCUGAAUGCCUUGUUACAAGAAGAAAGGGUGCUAGUGGGUCCUGAAGCUGGUUUGACUAGAGAUUCUGUUAGAGCUCAGUUCGAAUUUCAAGGGAGGACUAUAUAUUUGGUUGAUACGGCAGGUUGGUUGCACAGAACUAAGGAUGAGAAAAGACCAUCGUCAUUGAGCAUAAUGCAAUCUAAAAAGAAUUUGAUGAGGGCUCAUGUGAUAGCUUUAGUACUUGAUGCAGAACAGAUUGUACAAGCUGGACGUAGUAUGACACAUGCUGAAGUAGUUAUCGCGAGACGAGCAGUGGAAGAAGGGCGUGGAUUGGUUGUUGUAGUGAACAAGAUGGACCUUCUUAAAGGAAAGCGGGCUGGUUCGCUAUAUGAGAAGGUCAUGGAAAGUGUUCCUAUGGAAAUUCAAACAGUUAUACCGCAGGUUACAGGAAUCCCAGUUAUAUUCACUUCGGCGAUAGAAGGUAAAGGCAGGAUACCUGUUAUGCGUCAGGUGAUUGAGACAUACGAGAAAUGGUGCUCAAGGUUAUCGACCGCUCGGUUGAAUCGUUGGUUGCGUAAGGUUAUGAGCAGGCAUUCAUGGAGAGGUGAGGGGUCGCAACCGAAGAUAAAGUACGUAACCCAGGUGAAGGCUCGUCCACCCACGUUUGUUGCCUUCACAAGCGGGAAGAAGCAUCAGCUUUCAGAGGCAGAGAUUCGGUUUUUAACGAGGUCAUUGAAGGAAGACUUCGGUCUAGAUGGAAUCCCUAUCCGGAUUAUGGAGAGAUGCGUUCCUAAGAGCAAUGGCGGUGGGCAGAGCAGUGGUAGCAGUGGCAAGAAUGCCUCGUCUACGAGAAGGGUGAGGAUGUUGGGAACAGAUAAUAAAGCAGUGGAGGCAUAG